AAUAUUGGAAUGUAUUCAAUAAUUAAUAACUUUGCCAAAUUGCGUCAGGUGCAUGUGGCAUUUCGAGAUAUUGCUCUAAAGUCUCAGGAGCGACCACUAAAAAUUUGGGUCCAGAAUGUGAUUUGUAUAAGGAGAAAUAUCAAUUCCACAGGACAACUUGAAGCACCAAGUAAACGUACAAAGCUUGAGCUUAAAAGACGCCUUAAAGCCGAACAGAAAGCUAAGGAGAAAGCAGAAAAAGAAGCACAAAAAGCAGCGACGGCCAGUUCUAAUAAUGAAAGCAAUGCUACCAAAAAGAAGGCAGCUGCACUAGAGGAGGAAAUCUCACCUAAUGAAUACUUCAAACUCCGUUCAGCUGCAGUGGUCGAGCUGAAAAAAUCACCAGCAACGCAUCCAUAUCCUCAUAAAUUCCACGUUAGUAUCUCAUUGGAGGAUUUCAUUAAAAAAUACGAGAACCUUAAAGAAGGAGAAAUGCUCGAAGACGUUUCACUGAGUGUUGCUGGGCGUGUACAUGCGAUACGAGAAUCUGGCGUAAAAUUAAUAUUCUAUGAUUUGCGUGGGGAAGGCGUUAAGCUGCAAGUAAUGGCAAAUGCUAAGUUGUAUCAUAGCGAAAAUGCUUUUGAACCGGACACGUCCAAGAUUAGACGCGGAGAUAUAAUCGGUAUCCAGGGUUACCCUGGAAAAACCAAGAAGGGCGAACUUUCUGUGGUACCAAAAGAGAUAAAAUUGCUUUCACCAUGUCUGCAUAUGUUACCUCAUUUGCAUUAUGGUCUCAAAGAUAAAGAGACACGUUAUAGGCAAAGGUACCUAGAUUUGAUUAUGAACCCGAAAGUGCGUGAAACCUUCCAAAUUCGCGCAAAUAUUGUCUCAUAUGUCCGACAAUUUUUGGAUCGCAUGGGUUUCCUCGAAGUUGAAACACCUAUGAUGAAUAUGAUUGCUGGUGGUGCAACUGCAAAGCCUUUUAUUACACAUCAUAAUGAUUUAAAUAUGGAUCUGUAUAUGCGAGUUGCACCUGAAUUAUAUCAUAAAAUGCUUGUUGUUGGCGGCUUGGACCGAGUAUACGAAAUUGGUCGUCAAUUUCGUAAUGAGGGCAUCGAUUUAACGCAUAACCCAGAAUUUACAACAUGUGAAUUCUAUAUGGCGUAUGCUGAUUUCAAUGAUCUCAUCGAGAUAACUGAGAAAAUGAUUUCAGGAAUGGUAAAGGCCAUUCAUGGCACAUAUAAAAUUAAAUACCAUCCCGAGGGACCCGAAGGACCAGAGGAAGAAAUCGAUUUUACACCGCCAUUUAGACGGGUUUCGAUGAUAAAAACUUUGGAAGACAAAUUAAGCGUCAAAUUUCCAUCAGCUACAGAAUUUAGUAGUAGGAACACGACUGAUUUCCUCUCUCAACUCUGCGCAAAACAUCAAAUCGAAUGUCCUCCACCGCGUACAACGGCGCGUUUACUCGAUAAACUAGUUGGUGAAUUCAUUGAAGAAACUUGCAUAAACCCUACUUUUAUCUGCGAACAUCCUCAAAUUAUGUCGCCACUAGCCAAAUAUCACCGUAGUGAGCCGGGAUUGACAGAACGUUUUGAAUUAUUCGUCAUGAAGAAGGAAGUGUGCAAUGCCUACACUGAGCUGAACGAUCCGAUGGUACAACGUGAAAGAUUUGCGCAACAGGCUAGCGAUAAAGCUGCAGGCGACGAUGAAGCGCAACUUAUCGAUGAGAAUUUCUGUACAGCUUUAGAGUAUGGUCUGCCACCAACUGGCGGCUGGGGUCUGGGCAUUGACCGUCUGACUAUGUUCCUUACUGAUACCAAUAAUAUUAAAGAGGUACUAUUCUUCCCCGCCAUGAAGCCAGAGGAGGCUAAUCGCGCGCAACCUCCCAGUGAAGGCAACAAUACUGCCGAUGGAAAAAGUGACCAUUAGUUUGCAGCAACUAAUUAACAGAAAAGGCAAUUUUUGUGAAGUAAUGUAUGGUAAAGUUGGUUAAAGUUAAUGGAAGUUUGACAUAGUAAAUUCUCAACAAAAGAAAAUAAAAAGUAUUUAUUUGCUUUUUUUAAA
Molecule: messenger RNA, 2043 nt
Organism: Rhagoletis pomonella (apple maggot)
Lineage: Eukaryota; Metazoa; Arthropoda; Insecta; Diptera; Tephritidae
Gene: LysRS
Product: lysine--tRNA ligase
Exons: 6
Coding region: 10-1908 (632 amino acids)
Biological process (GO): lysyl-tRNA aminoacylation
Cellular component (GO): cytoplasm; mitochondrion; aminoacyl-tRNA synthetase multienzyme complex
Molecular function (GO): ATP binding; lysine-tRNA ligase activity; tRNA binding
Source: RefSeq, a predicted model, not a curated record